AUUUCGAAGCCAGAAAACUAGGCGACGCCUGUGAAAUUGAGCAUUUAUCAGAAAAUACUCGAUAGUAACCACCCACGUUCAUACUAUCAAACCGAAGAUGUCACGCCAAAGCACCCGUCUCGACACAAAGAAAGUGUGAGAAUUUGUGAGGCCGGGUCAAUGCGUCUUGUGUUCUGUGUUCGGGUUCCGUCACAUUCUUGUUGAUUAGUUGCGCGAAAUCGAGAGAACGGAGAAAGUGUAGUUUUGGUUAGUUUCGUUGGCAGCGGCACAAUAAACUGACCCCGCUUGAAAGAUACUAAGCAAGGUUGCCCUAAACGACGACACAGCAAGAGCAGUACAAAACAAGCAUCGCAUAUCAAAGUUAUGAUCAAAAUGAAUAACACGACUACAACAGGUAACGCGUAUGGCGCAUUUUCGUUCGCGGAUCUUACCGGAUCCACAGCUUCCGCAACCGGACAUAACACGGGUGGUCUCCAGCUGGUACAACUGAGCCAGGUGAUGCAAGACCCGAACUCACAGCAACUCUUCAUGCAAAGCCUCCAGCAGCAGCUAACGGGUGGAGCACAGGCAAUACAGGUCAUUCCCAUCGGGGCCCUACCGCAGCAGACGGUUACGCCAACACUGCAGGCCGCUCCUCAGCAGCAGCAGAUCGUUCAAUAUACGCUGGACGGUCAAACCUACCUCUAUCAGACCAUUCCCGCUCCAGAAACCACCUUCCAAAGUGUAAAUCUCCCGAUUGUCCAGUUACCGACCGCUCAGACCCUUGGCACAACCGGAACGGCACCCGCCACCGCCUACGCAAAUCUGCAAGGAGCUGCCGUGACGUUUGCUCCCGUUCAAACGACGACCAUGACACAGGGCAUUCCACAUCAGCUCCAGCAGCAACACCAAACCCACCCGCACCAGAUGGCCACCACCACGAUCGAUGCUAGCUCGCUACAGAACAUUGUUACAACACCGGUCACACUCCAGCCUACGGCGACCGUUGUUGCUCCCGUAACACAACCGACCGCAGUACAGGUUCCCGCGCCCGUAUCAGUGCCCGUUGCGACAGUGACCGUUGCCAGUCCACAGCCGGCGAACAGCGGUGGAAGUACGGCCGGCCCAAGUGGCCUCUCAGAAACGGUAGCGGCCUCCGGUAGCGGCUCAGGUGUAGAGACGGAACAGGAACCGCUCUACGUUAAUGCAAAGCAGUACAAACGUAUUCUCAAACGCCGACAAGCGCGAGCUAAACUGGAAGCUAUGGGGAAAAUACCGAAAGUUAGGCCAAAGUAUCUGCACGAAUCACGCCACCGGCAUGCCAUGAACCGGGUACGGGGUGAAGGUGGUCGCUUCCACUCGAGCGAUAUCAAAUGAAAUCGUGUGCAAUUUAUCGCCAUAUCCAUAGACAAUGGAACCAAACAGCCAGGCAACAUACGAGGAGCCAGUGCCACGUUGCGAAGAUUUCGGCAAUACUGUCUUGUAAAUAGUGUAUCUGAAGUUAAGAUUGCGUACGAGAAAUGCAUGUUUAAGAUGUCUAAUGUACGAAAACGGCAAAAUAAAGAUGAAUUGGAUGUUGCCAA
Messenger RNA from Anopheles coustani, 1562 nucleotides. RefSeq names its product trafficking protein particle complex subunit 3-like. The transcript is spliced from 2 exons. Gene Ontology annotation, molecular function: RNA polymerase II cis-regulatory region sequence-specific DNA binding; DNA-binding transcription factor activity, RNA polymerase II-specific. The record is from RefSeq and is a predicted model, not a curated record. The coding region runs from base 364 to 1356 and encodes 330 amino acids. NCBI's taxonomy places the organism in Eukaryota, Metazoa, Arthropoda, Insecta, Diptera, Culicidae. Gene Ontology annotation, biological process: endoplasmic reticulum to Golgi vesicle-mediated transport; intra-Golgi vesicle-mediated transport; regulation of transcription by RNA polymerase II. Gene Ontology annotation, cellular component: CCAAT-binding factor complex; TRAPP complex; cytosol.